CAGUCAGAGACUGCACUCUAACCACAGAACACUAGGGAUUUGAAUGUCAGUGGAACACUGAUAGCUUUAAGAAAGAAAAAAAUCCUGAAAUUGCUGAAAAAUGUCUAAGGUAUACAAGAAAACCUCUGGGAAUGGCGCACUUACCCUUUACCUGGGAAAGAGAGACUACGUCGACCAUGUUCAGAAUGUGGACCCCAUCGAGGGAGUGGUGAAAAUUGAUCCUGCAGACCUUGGAGGCAAGAAAGUGUUUGUGCAGCUGGCCUGUGCUUUCCGUUAUGGCCGUGAGGACCUGGAUGUCAUUGGACUGUCCUUCAGGAAAGACAUCUGGUUCAAGCACCUCCAGUUGUACCCUGCUGCUGACCACAAACCCACCCUCACUCCCAUGCAUGACUGCCUGCUCAAGAAGGCAGGAGAGCAGGGCCAUGCCUUCACUUUCGACAUUCCCGUAAACCUUCCCUGCUCUGUCACACUCCAGCCAGGACCAGAUGAUGCUGGAAAGGCUUGUGGUGUGGACUUUGAAGUGAAGACCUACAUUUCAGAUGUGGCAGACCCAGAAGAGAAACUUGACAAGAAAGACACUGCCCGUCUGAUCGUCCGUAAGAUCCAGUUUGCUCCAGAUGCAACGGGUGCUUCUGGUCCCAAGGCCGACAUCUGCAAGAGCUUCAUGAUGUCUGACAAGCCUGUCCACCUGGAGGCCUCUCUGGAUAAGGAGAUCUAUUACCAUGGAGAUCCGAUCAAUGUCAACGUCAAAGUCAAGAAUGAAACCACCAAAACAGUGACAAAAAUUAAAGUCACAGUUGACCAGACUACAGAUGUGGUGCUCUACUCCGCGGACAAAUACACCAAAACCGUACUUUGUCAAGAGUUUGGAGAGACAAUAGAUGCCAAUAGCACAUUUGAUAAAUCCCUCACCAUCAUCCCCCUACUGGCCGACAACAAGGAGAAGCGCGGUCUGGCGCUGGACGGCAGACUGAAGGAUGAGGAUACAAACCUAGCCUCCAACACUAUUAUGAGAGACGGUAUGGAUAAAGAAGUGUUGGGAAUCUUGGUCUCCUACAAAAUCAAGGUCAACUUGAUGGUGUCUUCAGGAGGCUUGUUGGGAGGUCUCACAGCCAGUGACGUACAGGUGGAGCUCCCCUUGAUCCUCAUGAACCCCAAACCCCAAGGUAAAGUAAUAUUGUUACCUAAUGAAUAAUAGGAUUUACCAUAUCUAAUUAACUGUCAAAGUACAACUGAUGUGAUGAGGGUGCAAUGUCUCUCUCUCUACUCAUUCAAGGUUGCUAUUCAAUGUUACUAAUGUAAUCUUUCAACUCUUUUCCCUUCUACAAAAUCAACCCCAUUACAUGAGCAGAUGUGUGAGUAAAACAUUAUAGGAUAUCAUUUUUAAAUACGCAUUAGUGGCAUACACCGCAGUGUUCAGCUCUAAUGAAACGUAGUCUGUGUUAUGCACAUUUUAAAGUCAUUUUGAACUGCCUCGUGACCUUGUGCUAUUUUCGUGUUUCCUUUAUGAUCUGCAGAGGUCUCCCGGUGGGAGAGUAAAGAACGCAUGUUACCCUUGAGGCUGAUUCCCUUCCCCCAGCAGAAGAAAGACGAGGAAUGAGGGACUGCAAAGUUCAAUGGAGCAAAGCUGUUGAUGGCUGUCCAGAUUAAAAGGCUGAUGACCAAAGCAAAGAAGAAACUGGAAUACCUCAUAGGAAGAACCAUCAAUGAAAAAUGAUAACAGCUUUAUAUGAUGUUGAUAUCUCUCACUAUUGCGGGCAUUUUAGUGUUGUAUUUGAGUGGUUUUGUCAAUGUGAGCCUGUAGUACCUGUACUGUAAUGUAGAUAUCCAGCCAUGCGUAUGAGUCACAUCAUUUCAAACGUAGCUUAAUUAACCAUUCACUCUGUACUUCUCACAUAAAACCAAGGGGGGUUAAUGAACACAUUGAGUAUAAAGGGGUUUAUUGGUUUGCGGAUAAAACUCUCACCUAAACUACUCCAUCAAACAGGGAGUCCGGUAGUACUCAGUUUAUCAUAUUCAAAGAGUUGUGUUUUUCUGUGGUAUGUAUGUAUGUUUUGGACUGAUACGUCAUUGAACCAAAUAAAAACAACUCAUAUACUUCUAA
Oncorhynchus nerka (sockeye salmon) is the source of this 2104-nucleotide messenger RNA. RefSeq names its product arrestin-C-like. The coding region runs from base 101 to 1195 and encodes 364 amino acids. Gene Ontology annotation, biological process: signal transduction; visual perception; G protein-coupled receptor internalization. The transcript is spliced from 14 exons. NCBI's taxonomy places the organism in Eukaryota, Metazoa, Chordata, Actinopteri, Salmoniformes, Salmonidae. The record is from RefSeq and is a predicted model, not a curated record. Gene Ontology annotation, molecular function: G protein-coupled receptor binding.